Zootoca vivipara (common lizard) is the source of this 3033-nucleotide messenger RNA. RefSeq names its product RAB4B, member RAS oncogene family (gene RAB4B). Gene Ontology annotation, molecular function: GTPase activity; GTP binding. The record is from RefSeq and is a predicted model, not a curated record. Gene Ontology annotation, biological process: Rab protein signal transduction. NCBI's taxonomy places the organism in Eukaryota, Metazoa, Chordata, Lepidosauria, Squamata, Lacertidae.
CAUAUUGCGCGAAGCGCUUUCCAGGCUCCGGGCAGGAAGGAGAGGAAGAAGGAGGAGGAGGAGGAGGAAGAAGAAGAAGGAGGAGAGGAGGGGCCGCCUCCCCCUCAGCUCCCCGCCGGCCCAGCCAUGUCCGAGACUUACGAUUUCCUCUUCAAAUUCCUGGUGAUCGGAAGUGCCGGAACAGGGAAGUCUUGCCUCCUCCACCAGUUCAUAGAGAAUAAAUUCAAGCAGGAUUCCAACCACACAAUAGGGGUGGAAUUUGGAUCAAAGGUUGUGAACGUUGGUGGCAAAACAGUCAAGCUCCAGAUCUGGGACACGGCUGGGCAAGAGCGCUUUAGGUCGGUAACGAGAAGUUAUUACCGGGGUGCAGCCGGGGCACUCCUGGUCUACGACAUCACCAGCAGAGAGACGUACAAUGCCUUGACCAACUGGUUGACGGACGCCCGGACUCUGGCCAGCCCCAACAUAGUCAUUAUUCUCUGCGGCAACAAGAAGGACCUGGAUGCCGACCGGGAAGUCACGUUUCUGGAAGCAUCUCGUUUUGCUCAGGAGAACGAGUUAAUGUUUCUCGAGACCAGCGCCUUGACCGGGGAGAAUGUAGAGGAAGCUUUCUUGAAAUGUGCACGGACUAUACUGAACAAAAUUGAAUCAGGUGAACUUGACCCGGAGAGGAUGGGCUCAGGCAUCCAGUACGGGGACGCCUCCCUGCGACAGCUGCGGCAACCGCGAGGGACCCAAACACAGACCCGGCAGCAAUGCAACUGUUAGAACCGGCACCAGAGCAUGCCUGGAAACUGCCUUGCAAGUGCUGGGACUCUGCCUGCUUUGGACCCAGGGCCGUACGAAGCACUGCCGCCACCGCCUCCUCCUCCUCUGCUCCCCAGGACGACCUGCCCUGUUGGCCUCCUUGCUCUCCCAAGCCUUUGCCCUCCAUCUCUGAGCUGCUGCUGCCUCCUUCCUCCACAGCAAGAAGCUUUUACAGGAGCGGGAGGACACUCUGGCGCCGGUCGGUUGCUUCUCCCUGGCACCGGCCGAGAGCCCCCCACUCCUCCUGGCCUCCUCCGUGACUCUUGGUGGCUUUGAGGUCAGUGGGCUCUGUGCUGAUGGCGGCGGCAGGAGGAGGAAGGAGAUCCACAAAAGGGGAGGGGGUGUUGGUGUCACUAUGGAGAUAUUUAACUUGCCUCCCCCCCCACCUCCCUUCAAGUGAAUCUUAACCCCCCCCCCUUUUGAGGAGAAUUCAGCCUGGUUGGAGGUGUUUUGAUGGGGCAGAGCGAGGGCUGCCCCCUCUGUGAUUCCUUCAUAGGAAUAUUCUGCCUGGGGAGCCAAACCAGACAGACCCUCUUCCUGAGCAGCCUCUAUGGGGCUCCCCUUCCGAGGGUGGGACCCAGCUUGAAUUUGCACGUCCGUGGGUGUGUAUUCCUCUCACUGCUUUGUGCCCGUUGGAGGGGGCACCUUCUGUUUCUCCCAAAGCCAUGGAUUCCUUUGCAGGCUCUCCCCUUGCCCGCUCUCCUCCCUCUGGGGCCUUGACUGCACAACUCCCAUGUCCCCAUCACUUUGCGUGUGAGAAAUGUCCUUCCUUGGGUGUGUGUGUGUGUGUGUUUUGCACAAGUGUUGCGCUCUCCUCCGGAUGCCCCUCCGUCGGUCUGAGCAAAGAGUCCACCUCUGCAGAGAAUGAGCCAUAGCUUAUGUGUUCAGGAACACCCCCCCCCCCCCGGUUGCAGGGGGAGGCCAGCCGUGUGUGUGUGUGUGCCCCCUCCCCUUGCUGCUCUUACGACCCUCCCUUUGGAUUGUCGCCUGUGAGUGUUGCAAGAGGCUCCCGUGCUUCAAAACCUGUGACCAGGCACCGCUGUGAAAUGCUUGUGAGAUUUUCUGGCCCGGGAGCUUAGACCACAGCCCCUUUCCUCUCCAGGAGCCCUCCCCCCUUUGAGUUAUUUGGGUCGGCCCUCCAGUAGAGCCCCCUUCCUGCAGCUUCAGAAAUAAACCCACUUUCCAAGCUCUCGUCCUCAAAACCCAGCAGAACUCUUGCCCUCCCCAGCCAGGUGUCAGGUGGGAUUGGCUCUGCAAAGGUGCUUUGGGGUGGGUGGGUGUCUGUUGUCUUUUGCAAGAAGGUCUAGGAGCCAGGUAUUUCCGCCCCCCCCAAUCUCUCUCCUUUGUAGUGUCUUGUGGUAGCCCACUUCAAGGGGGAUCCCUUCUCGGAAUACCUUUUCUUAUGCUGACCUGGGACUUCCCAUCCCUCCUCUGCUCCAGAGAGUCUUUCUCUGGAUGUCUCUUAACAUCCUUGGGCGUUCUGAGUGUCAUGGCAGCCUCCAGGCACCAGCGCAGCCAGCUUUCAACUAAACCAAGCCAAACCCAGCAUGAUAACAGGGGAGCCGGGUCUGGGGCCUGUGCACAGGCCUUGCCUCUGAGCAUGGCUGGAGUUCUGUCCCCCCUCCCUCUGCCUUGCCUUGCUUUACAGAUACCUGACAUGGGUGGGGGAAGCCAUUCUUUCUGCUGGGGUAUCAGAGGCGCUUUGAGAGAUACCCCCCUUUCCACAUCCCCUCCAUUAGCUGAGCAACUCCUUCAAAGAAAAAAGAAAUGUCCCAAGAGGGGAGUAGGCGGGCAGGGGGAAGGGCAUUCCAGUGAGAGAGAACUAGUUAGAAUUUUCUUUUGCCUUUUUUAAAUACCCGCCCCCAAAAGGUAUAAUGCUUAUCUCUGUUAUUUAUUACUUCUGUUUCCGGGUGGAAGCCCCUGUUGCCUCCUGGGGGUCCCGUCCUCUUUCUGCCCCCAUCCCCAAAUGCUUCCACACGAACAAAUCUCCCUCUCUCUCUCUCUCUCCGAUUCCAGGUAGCCCUCCCUCACGAUUUGCCCCGAGGUGGGCAGGGAAGGGGGCACUGGGAGGGGAGGGGCUCCUUCUAUCAAUCAACGGUUACGAAAAAGAGUUUAUGGCCCAGAUGUGCUGGUUGAUUUCUCUCUCUCCAGUUGCAAACAUUCCCUCCAGUUUAAGGCUGUGAAACUUGAUUUCUCCUACAUAAAAUGUUCUUUCGUUUUGUUUUC